AUGCAGAAAGAACCGAGAUCGCCAUUGUUCAAACUGGAUCGGCUAACAUUCCCUGUUCCCGUGCGCAGAAGUUACAGGAUGGAGGUGUCCUGCCUGGAGCUGGCCCUGGAGGGAGAGCGGCUCUGUAAGGCGGGUGACUACCGAGCGGGAGUCUCGUUCUUUGAAGCUGCCAUCCAGGUUGGAACUGAAGACCUCCAGGUGCUAAGUGCUAUCUACAGUCAGCUGGGAAAUGCCUACUUUCAUCUGCACGACUACGCCAAAGCUCUGGAGUUUCACCGCCAUGAUCUCACACUGACCAGAACAAUCGGUGACCUCAUCGGAGAAGCCAAAGCUAGUGGAAACCUUGGAAACACUCUGAAGGUGCUGGGCCGCUUUGAUGAGGCUGUAGUCUGUUGUCAGCGGCAUUUGGAUCUCGCAAAGGACAUAAGUGACAAGGUCGGACAGGCAAGAGCACUGUAUAACUUUGGCAAUGUAUACCACGCCAAAGGCAAAAGUAUCUGCUGGAGUGGAGCUGAGCCUGGUGACUUUCCAGAAGAGGUUAUGGAAGCCCUAGCAAAAGCGGCAGAAUACUAUGAAGGCAACUUAGCCAUAGUUAAAGAGCUUGGAGACCGGGCCGCUCAAGGAAGAACGUAUGGGAAUCUUGGAAACACGCACUACCUUUUGGGCAACUUCCGCAAAGCAGUUUUCUUUCAUGAACAGCGUCUACUCAUAGCAAAAGAGUUUGGAGACCGCUCGGCUGAGAGACGAGCCUACUGCAAUUUAGGGAAUGCGUUUAUAUUUUUAGGGGAGUUCGAUGUGGCUGCCGAACAUUACAAGCGCACGCUGCAGCUAGCCCGGCAGCUAAAGGAUCGAGCGGUGGAGGCUCAGGCCUGCUACAGUUUAGGAAACACAUACACACUUCUGCAGGACUAUGAGAGGGCGAUCGACUACCACCUCAAACAUCUCAUCAUAGCUCAGGAUCUUAACGACAGGAUUGGAGAAGGUCGUGCAUGCUGGAGUUUGGGAAACGCCCACACUGCUCUGGGAAACCACGACCAGGCCAUGCAUUUUGCCGAGAAACAUCUGGAAAUUUGUAGAGAGACUGGGGACAGAAGUGGGGAACUGACGGCCCGCAUGAAUGUUUCUGAUCUCCAAACAGUGUUGGGUUUCAGCUACAGCACUAACAACUCCACUCUCUCCGACAACAAGGACACAGACUGCAGCUCACACGGAGCAAGACCCAGAAUGAGCAGAAGACACAGCAUGGAGAACCUGGAGCUGGUGUCUCUCACUCCUGAAAAACCAAAUGUUCAGAAAUGGAGCAGCGAUAUCCUGACCAAACCGUCCAAGCCGUCUUUGGGAAAGGCCUCCUCCAAGUUGUUCUUUGUGAAUCGUCUGCGAGGGAAGAAGUACAAGUCCAGUAGCUCGAGUAAAGUUCUCCAAGACACCAGCAACACACUGGACACAAGUCAAGCUAAUGUGCAGGCACCACAGAAGCGUACGAGUCCCGAGACAUUGGGAGACGAGGGCUUCUUUGAUUUGCUCAGUCGCUUUCAGAGCAACCGCAUGGACGACCAACGCUGCUCCGUACAGGACAAGAGCAGCAGGUUGUCGCUCAGCAGCAGCCAAGACUCUCCGCCCAGAACCAUGAGAAAAUCUUUGUCGGAGUCUGCAAACGUGUCGACUACGCACGGCCGGCGGUUGGAGGAGUCUACAGCUCCAGGUGGAAGUCUCCCGGGUUUGAGGGUGAAUCAGAAGGGGAGCCAGGCCGUGCUGAGCCACCUCAUGGCCAACGCCGACAACGCGGAACCUGACGAGGACUUCUUUGACAUGCUCGUUAAGUGCCAGGGUUCUCGUCUGGACGACCAGCGCUGUGCUCCUCCAAUCCCUCAGGUUCGUGGGCCCACGGUGCCAGACGAGGACUUCUUCAGUCUCAUCAUGCGUUCUCAAGCUAAACGUAUGGAUGAACAGCGCGUAACUCUGCCUUUGUCGACCAACACAAGACCAAGCUCCAAUUAA
This is a messenger RNA of Knipowitschia caucasica, 1998 nucleotides long. Lineage: Eukaryota; Metazoa; Chordata; Actinopteri; Gobiiformes; Gobiidae. The record is from the annotation of a GenBank genome assembly.